UUUUAUUCACAUGGUAUCAGCCUAAUUUCCCCCCACCUUUCCUACUAUUCUCGCUGUCAUGGCAGAUUCUGAAGCUCUUCUUCCUUUUGCUACCCUAGUUCAUAUGAUUACUAUCAAAUUGACCUCCUCAAAUUACCUUCUUUGGCGAAAUCAGGUUGAGACUCUGCUAGAAUCUCAAAACCUCUUCGGAUAUAUUAAUGGCUCUAUUCCUUCCCCAACUAUCUCUACUUCCCCAACUCCUGAUGAACAAAAGCUUCUUGCUGCUUGGAAGACUCAAGACAAACGAUUGGUGUCGUUGUUAUUAUCUUCCCUUACGGAGGAGGCCAUGUCUCAAACCCUUGGCUGCACCACAUCUGCUCAGGUAUGGGCAGCCCUGGCAUCUGCCUUUAGCCUAUCUUCAAAAUCCCGAGAAAUCCAAUUACGGGAUGAAUUGCAGCAGCUUCGCCGGGGCUCCCGAACCGUCACCGAUUAUGGCAAUCUGUUUCACACCUACUGCGAGCAACUUGCAGCUAUUGGCUCUCCUGUUUCUCAGGUCGAUAAAAUUCACUGGUUUUGCCGUGGUCUGGGACCCUCCUUCACCAGUUUUUCGCUCACCCAACUCAAACUUGUUCCUUUGCCCGCCCUUCGUGAUGUUAUCGCUGAGGCAGAGAGUCAUGCCCUCUUUAUGAAAUCCCUGGAAGAAUCUGUUGGUGCAUCCACGGUUGCUUUUGCUGCACACUCACCUCCCGUUCCCUCUCGUGGUCAUCGCUCUUCUCGUCCGCCAAAGCAGAAUUCUUCUCAGUCGCAUACCUCUUCCGGCACGCGCUUUGCAUCUAAUCCACGUCGCCCUCGACGCCCAUUUGUGCCACGCUGUCAGAUUUGCAAAAUUGAUGGCCAUUUUGCAAAUGAUUGUCCAGACAGGUUUGUGCGCACUGGUUCUGCUUCUAAUGCGGCCCAGCUAGCAGAAGCUUUUAAUGCUGUUUCUCUCAAUUCAGCAGAAUCUUCUGAUUGGUAUGUUGAUUCGGGCGCUUCUUCACACAUGACUGCUGAUAAGUCUGCCCUUGAUCAUACAGAACCAUAUACGGCACAAAUUCACAAAAGAGAUCGUGGGUCGAG
Cuscuta epithymum is the source of this 1095-nucleotide messenger RNA. Lineage: Eukaryota; Viridiplantae; Streptophyta; Magnoliopsida; Solanales; Convolvulaceae. The record is from the annotation of a GenBank genome assembly.